AUGGUGAAGGCUUGCCUCCCACGAAUAGUACUGCUCUGUGUUCUGGCCUCCCUUGUGUUGGCGGCAGUCGCGGCGGCGGAUGAAGGAAGUGGGCGAAGAGCAAGAUGGGUGAACAACGGGGGAGACCACAGGUCACCGGCGGAACCUCAAAGGAGGAGGAGGGCAGGCCAUGAUCUGGUCGAGGACUUAUUGGGCAAGAGGGUGUUGCCGCCGACGGCAUCAACAGACGACAACAAGCCAGUCCGUCUCGAGGACCGCGUCGUACUAGCGGUGCCGACACCAGCGGCUCUCUUCGGGCGACAAGUAAUCGGCAACCCCAUUGACGCCAUCAACUCGGCAUCUCGAUCAGCACAGCAAGCCAUUGCCUCGGCGUCUCAGUCUGCUCGGGAAGCUAUUCAACAAGCAAAUGAUCAAGUGAGACAGGCUGGAGACCGACAGAGACAGGCGGAGGAACAGGCGAGGCAGGCCAACGAUGCGGCCACCCGGGCCUCGAUAUCGGCCAAUAAUGCCGUCGUCCAGGCGCAGGCGAGCGCUAAGGAGGGGAUUCUCAACGCCCAAAACGCGGCCAAGGAGAGUGCGAGUAAGCAGGUUGCGGACAACUUUGCUAUGGUCACGGCGAGUGCGCAGACGCAGCUGGCUUCUCAGAUUGCGAGCAUCCAAGCCAGUGCUAGCGCAAGUGCUGCACAAGCCAUUGCUGUUGCGACGCAAUCUGCCAGUGCGGCUAUAUCGAAUGCACAGCAGCAGGCACAGCAACAGAUUCAAGCUGCGAGGGAUGAUGCAAACUUACGUGUAUCACAAGCACAAGGCGCCGCGGUUUCGGUCACACAAGCGGCUCUCGCCGUCGUGGGAGCCAUCAUCGGCUCAUCGCUGCUCACCAUACUGGGCUUCUACAUCUUUACUCGAUACCGGCGUAACAAGCGCAAGGACCAGACGGCACGGGAGCUUCGUCGUGAAAUCAGCUAUCCGAAGCAGAAUACUCUCAUGACGACCAACGCACUGGCUAUGAACAACGGUUACCCGCAAGACGUGAAGCGUCCAAUAUCACCGACUCGUCCAGAAACAGCACGUACGACGGGAUCAUCUGGAGGCAUGGGCUAUGCGUACCGCGCCGCAGAUGGGCAUGGGUACGAUACAGAGGGAGCAGUCGGUGUCGAGGAGGCCGGUGCCACCUUCGCCCAAGAAGCCGCCCUAUUCUCUAUUCCCGCCAAGGUCUAG
This is a messenger RNA of Colletotrichum fioriniae, 1215 nucleotides long. NCBI's taxonomy places the organism in Eukaryota, Fungi, Ascomycota, Sordariomycetes, Glomerellales, Glomerellaceae. The record is from RefSeq and is a predicted model, not a curated record.